UAAUAAUCAGAAACCUAGAAGACCACUUCAUAAUCUAGCACAGAGUCACCAGGGAAUAAUGGGGCACAACAUGGUGUCAUCAUUUCUGUAAAGCAUAAUAGUAACAUAGUAAGUCAGUUUGAAAAAAACACAAGUGCAACAAGUUCAACCUUUCAUGCCAAUAUAUAACCUGCCUAACUUCUAGUUGAUCUAGAAGGCGGCAAAAAACUCUUCUGAAGCAUCUCUAAGGUGACCAACUUGCAUUAAGAGCUACUUUGAAUUACCCUGUAUUUCCUCAUUUGCUAUAAAACAAUCCAACCCCUUUAAUAACGUAUCUGCCAGCAUAACCUUUUUUUUACUGUUUAUUCCUAAUGGGGACUCAGAUAUGAACUCAGAAUAAAAACCUUUAUAAACUGCCAAGUACCUGAGCAGAAAAGUGAUAAGAAACAUGGCAUUUUAGUAACCAGGGUGAAGAAAUGACUCUGGAGGCUAAUUUCUAGCUUACAGUAAAAACAUUAUGAAAAUCAAUAGUUGCACUAGGAAUGCCUGACUUGGGACAAUGUUCAGCCAACCCCAUCCAGAAGGAGAAGGGCUAGAGAACACUUUCAUAGCAGGCACCUGAGUGUCUGCCUCCCUCUUGUUUAUUCUGCUCUCCUAACUGCUCCGAUUCCAACAGGGAGAGGCAAACACUGCCUGCCAAGUGAAUCUAAAACUUAGUGAGCAGCUUAGGUGGAAAACAAGUGAUGUUGAUGUGUGAAUUCUUAUCACAUACCAUGCAGAGCCUGCGCUGCUCGGAAAUAGCUCUGAACAAUACUCAGGAAACCUGUCAGCUUCCUUCCUCUGUGUAUCAUAGCCAAUGCACUACAAAUCCCUUCUAGCACAAGGAAUGCACAGCAAAAGCUCAGCUGGUGACCAGCAAAGAAGCAGAAGACUGGUAUCACUAUGUGGAGUUGCGAAGACCUUAAUUACACCAAUAGCAGCGAAGAGCAGUAUCUGUGCAAUGAGUUCCACCUUAUUCUCUUUAUUUUCUCCGUACUCUACCUCAUCAUCUGCUUCCCAGUUGGCCUUUGCUAUAAUGUGCAGCUUGUGCUUGUCAAUCUAUACAACAAGGCGACUAUGACUAUGCCAGAUGUGUACUUUGUUAAUAUGGCCAUUGCCGGACUUAUCAUCAACGCAGUUGCACCGGUGUACCUUCUUGGACCUGCAUACACUAAGUGGUCCCUGUGGAGUUUUGGAAAUGAAGUUUACAUUACCUUGUUAAUACUCUUUAAUGUAUCCUCUUUAGUGAUCAUGUAUUCAACCACUUUGCUCAGCCUAGACUACUAUAUCGAAUGCGCUCUGCCGAGAACCUACAUGUCAAGCGUGUACAACACAAAGCACGUGUGUGGAUUUAUCUGGGGAGGAGCUGUUCUCACCAGCUUCUCUUCCCUUCUCUUCUAUAUCUGCAAUCACAUCUCUACCAAAAUCAUAGAGUGCUCCAAGAUGCAAAACAGAGAAGCUGCAGAUGCCAUCAUGGUUCUUAUUGGAUAUGUGGUACCUAUUAUUGCAGUCAUUUAUGCACUGGUGCUUAUUCUGCAAAUACGGAAAGACACCACGCCACUUGACCAAGAGAGUGGCAGGCUUGACCCCUCAGUUCAUCGGCUUUUAAUUGCCACCGUUUGCACACAGUUUAUAUUAUGGACGCCUUACUAUGUGACACUCUUGGUGAACACUUUCAUGGAUGCACGUAUAAAGUCAUCAGAUACAUUUUACAUAAGAACAUUUCAAUUUAUAGAAGGCCUGUCUAAUUUCUUGGCCUUUUCUAGCAGCUUUGUGUUACCUUUAAUACACAGGCAUAUUAACAAAAACUUCAGUGGCAAAUUACAGAGGUUGCUUAAAAAACUGCACUGUGGGAGCCAAGGAUGCACACAUGAACACUCAGUAGUUCAGCAAGUGAUGACGUAAGAGAUAACACAAACUGGAAAUUGUGUUACGGUGAAGUGGUUUGUCAUUUACCUAGGACCCAGGAUUUAUAGCUUAUAUUGGGUGGUUGAGUUAGUUUAAUUCUUGAGCUUCGGAGAGUCCACAAUGCACACCUUUUGCAUGUCACAUAAUUAUAUACUAUCUUCAAAAUAAUAUCUUUGAAGUACUGGUACCCACUGACAUGCUGGUGACCUGAAUUGUGGAUUUCUGGUGGGUAGAGACCUUGAGUCAGUAUCACUUUAAUGUCCUUAAGGGACACAAGUAAUGUACUGAUCCUUGGCAACCUAAUACUGCAAUGCUGUAUGGCUGAGAGGGUGCUUGACAGCCAGAGAACAUUCCAUGUGUACUUAGGCCUCAGCUCGUGCCAUGUUUGAUGACUGAUUUAUUUAGAUGCCUCAAGAGAACCCCAACCUUGGUAUUCUAUCACCAUAAACAUGAAAUAAAAUGAGAGAAGAAGUUAUGAUGGUAGUUGUUGCUAUUACACAGAAAUGAGUUCAAAGCACUUUGAUAGUACAAAAGUUUCUAUUUUUUGAAAAAUGUGUGAAUUUAAUUUUUCUCCUGAUAAAUGUAAGGUAUGAAGGAACAACAUCAGUUGCCAAAAUGACUACUGUACAAAUCUCAGACAACGGUAUUCUGAAGAUUAAGGUAUCAAGUAUUUGAAAAGCUCAUUAAACUUUUAGAAAGCAUUUUUGUUAAGGUUAAUCCCAAAUAUAUACUUGUGAAAUAUAAUUUUCAAUUCAUCAUCUACUUUACUAAUACCAUACAAAGAUAAUAUAACUCUUGAGUAAGUAAAUAUGUAACAUAUAGUACUGGAAGAAGAGCAAAGAAAGAUUCUUAGCUUUUGCUGUCAUAAACCAUUUAAAUAUUGGAUUUGUUUGGUAGGCAAAUUAUAUUACUAUAUAAUAGUGCAACACAUGCCAGAAAGGAAACAGAAAUUCAAUAUGGGCCAGUUACAACCUUCACCCUCAAAAUACUCAGACCAAUGGCAAAGAUAUAUUUGGGGGGGGGGUAUGCAACUUGGUAGCUCGGUGAUCAAACCUUAAUAGGUGCCUACAAAAGGAUGACUUCAUACCUAAUUAUUAACGUGGUAAAUGCUUUAAAAAAAAAAAAAAUCGGAAUUGGUCUAAAAGACCAAUAUUGGCAGCUAUGUGUAUGGCCACCUUAAGGCUAUAAAAAAUUGAGUGUCUGGGGCUGGAGCACCUGGACCCCUUUACUAUAUUGGUGAGUUCUCAACCAAGAUGUGUUUUGGUGCCCUAUGUUCACUUUUCUACAAAUCUUCUUACCUGUCACCUUUAUAAUUUUUAUAGCAAUUGUGUGGCCCCCUUUAAAAAUAACACGUUAAACAACUGUUUGGUUAGCAAAUAACAUAAAUCGUUCAAAAAUACAAGUAAAAACAUACUUUCUUUUGUUGUGUUAAAUCUGAUAUAUGAAGGAUUUUAUAAAAAUAGAAAAGUGACAGUGUCAUGUUAAAAAGAAUAAAAUGUGUGAAUUAUUUAAAAAAUAAAGAAUGAUUACUUUUAUCUUCAGCAUUAAUGGAGAAACUUCUUUGUCUUUUGCUUGAAAUAGAUACACUUGCUUUGUGCUAUAAUGGUCUACCUCACUUCUUGCUGCUGCCUUAAUCCUCUGUACCUGCCAUUCUGUGAGAAUUCACAAAUACUCCAUUAAACUGAAGUAAAGUUAUGGUCAGCAACAGCAGGUUUUUUUUAUUUUACUACAAAAGUUUUUAAAAGAGAAUUUCUUUUAGAUUUUUUUUUCUAUGUGAUCAGAUAUAGGCACUUGACUGCUUUACAUUAAAGUAUUUUGGCUUCUAAUUACCAAAAUGUUUUCAAAAAGGAAAUAAUUCUACUGAUGUACAAAAUAUUCAUAGAAUCCAUGUAUAAUGAUAAAUUAUGUUUUACUGUGAAAGAUUAGGUGGAAAUGAUAGCGAUGCUGAAUGAAGUAUAGUGUGGGCGGUACAGUGGACUUAGGCUUAAAUUUCAUAGGAAGGGAAGUGUCCUUAUUAUCAUCCAUAUUGCAUCAGUCUGCCCACAGUAGUGCAGCUUUACAUUGUAAACAAUGCCCAGUUUACACACCUACCUAUAUAUAUAUAAGCUAAUGUAUCAUUCUAUCAACCAAAUAAAGAUGUGGCUCAAAUAGCA
Xenopus tropicalis (tropical clawed frog) is the source of this 4079-nucleotide messenger RNA. It is a transcript of the gene gpr146, whose product is annotated as G protein-coupled receptor 146. The coding region runs from base 922 to 1923 and encodes 333 amino acids. The record is from RefSeq and is a predicted model, not a curated record. The transcript has 2 exons. Gene Ontology annotation, cellular component: plasma membrane; membrane. Gene Ontology annotation, biological process: G protein-coupled receptor signaling pathway; signal transduction. Lineage: Eukaryota; Metazoa; Chordata; Amphibia; Anura; Pipidae. Gene Ontology annotation, molecular function: G protein-coupled receptor activity.